Bipolaris zeicola 26-R-13 is the source of this 150-nucleotide messenger RNA. RefSeq lists its product as uncharacterized. The record is from RefSeq and is a predicted model, not a curated record. Bases 1 to 150 code for a protein of 49 amino acids. The transcript has a single exon. NCBI's taxonomy places the organism in Eukaryota, Fungi, Ascomycota, Dothideomycetes, Pleosporales, Pleosporaceae.
AUGCAAGACCACUGGGGGAAAUUGCCACAGAGAAGUUCCUAUGGGCACACUGAGCCUCAUGCUAAGGUCACAGUGUAUGCGAGUUUGUACCAAUGGCAAGGUCUAACCUCCUUCCCCGCGGGUAGAACAUCCCAUUGCGCAGAACCAUGA